Molecule: messenger RNA, 9270 nt
Organism: Motacilla alba alba
Lineage: Eukaryota; Metazoa; Chordata; Aves; Passeriformes; Motacillidae
Gene: GPR21
Product: G protein-coupled receptor 21
Exons: 2
Coding region: 6791-7837 (348 amino acids)
Biological process (GO): G protein-coupled receptor signaling pathway
Cellular component (GO): membrane
Molecular function (GO): G protein-coupled receptor activity
Source: RefSeq, a predicted model, not a curated record
UGGCUUUUUUCAGCUCUUUUUUCCCCCCCGUUUCUCAAAGAGUGGGAAUAGAGCGGCUUGGAGCGCGCUCUUCCCUGAGCGUACCUGAAUGUAUCAACAGUGGCUGAGAUUCAAUCCUCCAGCAGAAACCCUACAGAGAGCUGCUGGUGGCGUUGCACUGCUUUCCUUUUAUAGUCCUGUUUCACUCAGCCGAGUUCUGAGGUUGUAAAGAGUAAAUAUCCUAUUAAUUGCUUUCAUAAUGGACAGAUUAAUUUUCUUUGCUUGUUUGGCUUUUCUGAAUGGAAGCUGAAUUUUGUUGUGUUGUCUCAGUGUUUAUGCUAAAAAUCCAACACUAGUAGAAAUUGCAGCCUUUUUUGGUAGAAAGAAAACAGAACAAUGUGCAUGUUUUUGCAUUGGACAGCAGUUUUGUGACUUCUCAUCUUGAAUGCUGACUCCAGUAAGGUAGGAAAAGGAUAUAAGAAUUGUAUGUACGGACAUCGCUCAGUGAUUCUCAAAGUUCAAGUAACAAAUGGGUCACGAAAUGAAAUGUCACCUUCUUAUCCAGAAAACUGAUGUGUUAAUUUGGAUUUGACCAUUAUCUGUAUAGCUGCAUUGGAUUUUAUUGCUUUCAUCAAACAUGCAAGUCUAGAAGGACUGUAUUAGAAAUUAUUAAUGAUACAGCUUUAGUACAAAUAUUACAGAAAUUAAUUAUUCACCAAUUAAAAAGCAAAACAAGUGAAUCAGCCUUUGUAUCUCUAUAUUUUGGUGGCACAGAUUCACAAGGAGCAAUUAAAGACCUUAGUUUGAGGGCAGGAGGGCUUCUGAAAUUAAACUCAGUUUCUGCUGGAGUCAUGCAGGAAGGAUCCUACAUCAUGUGAAUGAAUCAUGUGAAAUCAGCUAAAAAUGUUCUGUAUAUGAAAAUAAGUAUUAUCAUAUAAUUGGUGAAUAUAGAAAAAACUUGAUCCAAAUUCCUCAAUAUGGUUUAUGCAUUGUAGAGCUGUAACAUGGAUUUUAUGGUGAAUAAAUCAUAUAAGUAAUGUGGAGGUUGAGUGCUCUGGCAAGGAGUGAUCACAGCUAUCCUGUUGUGUUAUUUUAAUUGCCUGGUGAGUAGUUGUCAGCCUCACUUGUUUCUCUGUUUCAGUGUUUUGGUAUCAGAAUGCACAAGAUGAUGUCUUUGUGGCACAGUUGGUGACACGUUCUGCUACUAUCUUUGUCAGCUGGAAGGGGAUAGUGUAACAUUUCAUUUUUAAACCUGUGAAACCUUUCCACUCGUUUUCAUUUGGCUGAGACAAAGAAAGUAACCUGCAUCUGGUGUUGGAAGCAUCUCUGGAGUCCAAGUGUAAGGGAGAGUAGGCUGGCUCUGCGCUGUGUUCUGCUGAAAAGCACUGCCUAUGCCUGCACUGGUCAUUCAGCACAGAAACUAAUUAAGGAAUUAGAGAGAAUGGGUCCUGAGUGAGUGUUUUCAGGCCCUGCUGCAGUCUCAUGAGGUCUGUGGUAUAUCAGCAGCACGCUGCCACAGCCAGCUCAAGCAAAUGAAAAUUCUGUUGACCUCCCCAGUGUGGAGGUGCCAUAUUAGCCCAGUGCCAUGGCUGUUUGUUGUGACUUAAACAUGGAAUCAGGCCGGGCCUGUUCCUGUAGAAGGGACAGAGCUGGUGUUUCAGCAGAGAGACGUGGGCUUGGUUCACGGGGGAAUUGGGACUUCUUCAUUCUGCAGGCAGUGCAAGAAGUGCAAGGUUUCAAACAGGGUUAUCUUUCCGUGCCUCUGUGGAGGUACUGGAGAGGAGAACAGGGAAAAAGGCAAGGAUUGUCUGGGAGGCUGAGGAGAGCAUGAAAUUAAGGCCCAGCAAUACAACGUUUGCAGACCCCUUGCGUGUAGUCUAUGCCAAGAGUAUAAUAAAGCUGGGCUGCACUUUGGCCUUAAAUUUUUUUUUCAUGCUUUUCUUAGGCAUGAAAUGUGAUAAUUUUGGAGUUCUAAUGUGACUAAUUCUUACUGCUCUUAAAAUAGCAGCUCAGUUACAGUCAGUAUGCAGCAAUGUAUAGGAAUAAAUGUUCCUGGGAAAAAAAUUGCUAAUUAUAUGAAGACAAGGGUCCAUUAUGUUACAUUGCUUUCCCAUCUUUGUAAUGCUUUGCCAUGUUUUGCAUGUCACUAAUGCCAAUUCUUCUCUGGCAAGCCUGCAGUUCUUUGCAUUACCAUGCCUUGAAGGGGGUUUAUGUGAGAAUAACUGCUGUGGUGUAGUGCAGGAGCACAAGGAGUCCAUGUGAAACCUGUGCCCUGGAAUGUGAGCAGGAGAUGCAGGAAACCUGUGCUCAUACUGCAGUGCCUCUUCUCUCUUCAUGUUGCCCUCUGUUCCUGUAGCUGCAUUUGGUUUCUGCCAGGCUUUUCCUGAGCCCAUGCAGCAGCACAGUCCCAAAUUAAUAAGGAUCUGUGUUGACAGCUGCUUCAUAACCUUCUGGCCUGUUCAGGGGUGUUUUCCCCUCGUGCACAGGGUGUCGGAUGCAGCACCCCAGUAUUUCUUCUGGUGGCUGCUUUCCUGGGCAGGCUCGGGUAGUCUUUGGUUUUUUUCUUUCCUUUGCAAAUUAAUUGCUGAAAGAACAGUUUUUUGUUCACUGUUGAGUUGUGGCUACUGAAGGAUUGAAAAGGAAAUGUCUCCUGUUGACUUCUACCAUUCAGGAGAGCUGUGUCUAGCUCUCUUCUUGAAUAUUUCUUUAAAAUGGCAUUGAAAUCGUGUUUCAAGGUGUGCUCAUUGUGUUCUAGUCAUCAUGACAGCAUAUAUUAAUUAUUUGCUCUGGUUUUCUUUGCCACACACUGGCUGAGGUUUUGUUCUCUGUGCUUUUGUUAUUGCGGGAAGGUUGAAGUUUCACCAUCAUGGUGCUUCCACAAAUUACUUUUGAGAAUUUGCACACCAUCUGUGUGCAAUAAUAAAGCUUUUAGCAGCUCCAGAUUGCCGUGCUGGUGGUUGGGGAGUGUGGAUGAAAGCCAGCCCAGUGAAUUAAGGUCAUGUCCCUACUGGGGACAGAAAGCAAGCUCUAGGUAAAACGAUCUAGACAAUCCCUGGAAGAGGCAUCUGGUCCUGGUAGUGCUUUGGCAAUCACGGUUAUGGCUGUUAAUCUUCAGGCUUCCAGCCCCUGAAAGGGAGCAGAAGACACAUAGGGACUCACUCCAGGUGUUAAUGGGCACCUGCAGGAGCAAUACUCAUGUUCUGGACAGGCAUAGGUGGAUGGAAAGUGUUGAGUAGAAAACAUGGAAAGCGAGCCAGACAGGCUAAAAAAGAGAAAUAAUUGUGACACAAAGCAAAGGAGACAACAGCCACAACAGACAAAUUUUAGAAAGGAUUAAUGCAACUACUGAAUCUGUCAGUGGAGAAGUUCUUCAUAAUAUCAACAUUAAAAACUUGACAUUUACAAUAUUGAGGAGAAAAUAAAAAGCUUUUGGAUAUAGGUCUGUGUGGGAGGAAGUAAUGUUGGAAGGAAAAAGCCAUGAACUGUUGUACCAGAUAAAUACACUAUAUUAAGAAAAUUACAACAUGAGAGGGACAUCUUGUGGCACAAAUAAAAUUAAAAGUAAUAGUCCAGUGUCAGGAGGAGUACCCUGGAAUGUUACUCUGGGGUCACCAUUUCUGGGAGAAAACCCAGGCUUGGUAGAUUAAUUUGUUCCAGUCUUUCUUGUAGCAGGACUCCUGCUACCCACUUUCUCAUCUUCCCACCUUUUUGUCUCCAUGAGACGAGGAUUAUAGAACACAGACGUUCUACCAAAUAUACUUGUCUGUCUUGCUGCAAAUGAUGCUAGUUUUUAAUGAAGAAAUAGAUUAAAAUGUCACUACUGUUAUUUGACUGAAUGUGCUGUCAUCGGCAGCAUAAAAUGUGACAGAACCUUAGCUGUGGGUGGCUAACACUUAUUUUCUGCUUGUAUCACAAUCAUAUUUCCAUAUGUUCCUAUAAAUUAAAAAGAAUGCUUUGAAUUUUCAGGAGGACAGAGGUCCAUGGCUGGGUACAGUCAACUGAAAUGGAACCUACCAUGCCUCUGUGCAUCGCUCUGUAUGAUGACGCAGCCUUGUCAGUGUGCCUGAGCCUUGAGAUUCCUUGUUUGAUUAGUUUUGAUCACAUGGUGAUAAAAGUUUAAUUAUCUUUUACAAGCAGCAGUUUUCCCAGGAGUUGUCAUUGUAACUUUGAAUAAUUUCUGGAGUACUUUUCAUUGCCUUAGACGAGGUGGUGCUGUAUGGUGUGGAGUGGGAGAAGUCUGUACACCACAACAGUAUUUCCAGUCUCACGGAGCUCAGCCACCUCAGCCACACAUUUGGGUGUCUUUAGGAGAGGUUCUCGUGCUGGGCUGGUGGAGCACCCAGCCAGAGAGCUGGGGAGCAGACACUGUACCCCAGGUACCUUCCAGGUGCAGUUUGCUUCACCUCCCGGGCUGGCUGCAGGGGCAGGAGCAGGUGGAGCUGCUGCUGCUUUGGGUGUUUUAAGCAAGCAGGAGUGAGCUGGCAAGAGCACUGAGUGGAGUCAUUGCUCUCAGCUUCGGAGAAACAAUAGAAUGUCAGUUAAAGGAAAAAACAGACGUGGCUCUUCUACAGGAAUACCUCGGCUCUAAGGGCGUUAAGCUUUUCAUAAAAACCUGAACACUGGGGAGUUUUUGAUUUCAUGGUGCGUUUUCUGUUUAAAAUUUUCAGCAACCAGAUGUGUUUUUGGUUGGGCUCAGUAUUUCCAUUGCUACCUUGUUUUUAUGUGUGUGACAUAGGAAGUUCAGUGUAUCAAUGUACAUUUUCUUGGGGCUGUUUAUAAUGUGUCCAUUCGUGCCCAAGGAUCCAGAGGUACUAUUGGAAUCAAUCGGUAUGUAAAUCAUUCUCUGCUUUGGAAAGAUAGGAGAUCAUUUCUCCAGCAGUAAUUCAAUCAGAGCUUGUUUUUUGUAAAUCUACAAUACCCUGGCCUAAAUUUAAUUCAAAGUUUAUGUUUCCUAGCUACAGUUCUAGUACUUCAGUUGCCAUGAGUAGAAACACUAUAAAUGAAAAAAAAAGGCUGGACAAUAGUAAAGAGAUCUUUUUAGGGUUAAAGAUAGGGCAGAACCCCUAAGUUUUUGUUUUCAGGCAUUUGUAUGAGACUAACGAAAAAUCUGCCAAGUCAUGCUGUUGUCCAGCACAGAUUUUUGGCCAACACAACGGUUGGCCAUAAAAUGCUUUUUGUACUUACUGGUCAGCUGAAAACCUGAGAGUUGCAGCUCAGUUGCUUUGACAUCUAUUCCUUUGGCCACAAUUAAUUUCCCGUUUGGUAUUCCGCAGAAUGACCAACGUUUAGCUUAGGUGAACCAAAACCUUUGGGUUUGUUGGUAUUGGUUGAAUUCAGAGUGUGGACUUAAGCUUGUAAGGAUGCCAGCUGCACACUUUGUUGCCUGACUAAACGAUUUUGAUUGUUGAAGAACUUCAGAUUUUUACUGGUUUGAUCCAUUCAAAUAGAAAUUCCUGUGGCGAGGGCUUGCCCUAAGCAGUGGCAGUGGAGCAGUCUGGUGUCACGGUCAGAGAAUGAGCUCCCACAUACCUGGGAACAUGUUUUCCAGCCUGUCAGUUGAAGCUCUUGACAAACAAUAAACUAGAGCUGUGCCUUGCUAUGCCUCUCUGCCUUCAAAGAGGUUUUUCUGGUUAAAUAGUGGGAUGGUAUUAACUUAGGGUGUGAAUACAAGUUUAAGUGUUGUGCUAUGAAUCUCUCUGUGUUAGCUGGCUGGAAUGUCGCUGGGUUUUCUGCCUGGGUGUCUGAUGUGAGGGACAACGGUGCCCGUGCUUUCUGUGUGUGUGUCUCUGUGUAUGGAGGGAGGUGCCUGCCUACCUGGAGCAGCAUCUGGAUUAAUGGUGGGACAUCGUUCUCAGCUUUGCCCUUGGUUUCAGGUGUCUCCUUUGAGCAACACAGAGCACACCUAGGAAAGGCACGUUUAUUCCAGAAUAGGUAUUUCGCCAAACGGGCUGGGAUGGAAAAGCCUUUAAGUGACGACGAACCGCGUGAAUUCAGGGCGGUGAUGGACGGUUGGCGCUCGCCGUGCGGGGUGCGGGAGGAGGAGCGGGCUGCGCGCUGGGUGUGUGUCCCUGCGGCACCGGCGGCGCGGGGACGGCAGGGCCGGGACCCGCGUGCGCUGCCGGGGGCGGCGGGGUCGCGCCGGGUGAGGCUCCCACCGCCACCGGCCGCGCGUGGAUCCGCCUCGCCGAGCGCCCCCGGAGCGCCGACCCGCCUCGCCGGGGCUGCGGCCGGCGCUGCCCGGCUCCCUGCGCGCCGGGGCGGGCGGAUGGGGGCCGGGGCUGCGGCCCCGCUCCCCGCCGGGUCCCCGCCGCGCCGCGCCCUCCCCCGCGCUCCCGCCGCCUCCCUCCCCUUCCUCCCGCCUCCCCGCCCCCGGCUCCGCAUCGCCGCGGCCGGAGCGCACGCCGCCCGCCCGAGGAUGCUCCGCGCUUUUGUUCCCCCGCCGCAGCCUUUGGGAGGACUCUCGUCCUGACUCGGUGGAGGUUCCUCUCCCUCUUCCCCCAGCCCCUCAUCCCUCCUCGGCGCGGCAGCCCACCCAGGAGGGCAUCGGUAUCAGCCCUCUCCGGUGCGCCGGGGAAGUUGCUGACAUGCCUGCCGCUGGGUCCCGGUGCGGCGGCAGCGGCGGGGAGCCGGAUUUAAAGGGGAAUUGUGCUGCAGACAAUGCACAGCAGCAGCAUCUGGAGCAGCCCUGGGGACCGGAGCUCCGGUUUUGACAUUGCUGCACACACAGCACCAGCCGCAAUGACAGCAGCUGCCUGGAGUGGCUGCAGGCAGCAGGCAGGAGCAUGAAGUAGAGAUCACUGCAGUGCUCAAGAUGAACUCCUCUUUGGUUGGCAACCAGAGUGGCCGGCCCUUCUGUCUCCUGGCCAUUAGCUAUUUGGAGACCAUCAAUUUUUGCCUCCUGGAAGUGGUUAUUAUUGUGUUCCUUAUGGUGCUGAUUAUUUCGGGCAACAUUAUUGUGAUAUUUGUCUUUCACUGUGCACCUCUGCUGAACCACCACACCACCAGCUACUUCAUCCAGACUAUGGCGUAUGCUGACCUCCUGGUGGGCGUGAGCUGUCUGGUGCCUUCUUUGUCUCUGCUGCACUAUCCUAUUGUUUUAAGCGAGUCCUUGGUUUGCCAAAUCUUUGGUUAUGUGGUGUCAGUGCUGAAGAGCGUCUCCAUGGCCUCCCUGGCCUGCAUCAGCAUUGACAGAUACAUUGCCAUCACGAAGCCCCUGACCUACAACACGCUGGUUACCCCGUGGAGGCUGCGGAUCUGCAUAUUGACCAUUUGGCUCUACUCCUGCCUGGUCUUCUUACCCUCCUUUCACUGGGGAAAGCCUGGAUAUCACGGGGACGUGUUCCAGUGGUGCGCCAACUCCUGGAACACCGAUCCCUAUUUCACCCUCUUCAUUGUGGUGAUGCUCUACGCCCCGGCCGCUUUCAUCGUCUGCUUCACCUACUUCAACAUCUUCCGCAUCUGCCAGCAGCACACCAAGGAGAUCAACGAGCGGCGCGUGCGCUUCAGCUCGCAGGACGGGGAGGCCGGGGAGGCCCAGCCCUGCCCAGACAAGCGCUAUGCCAUGGUCCUCUUCCGCAUCACCAGUGUCUUCUACAUCCUGUGGCUGCCCUACAUCAUCUAUUUCCUGCUGGAGAGCUCCAAUGUCUACAGUAACCGCGUCGCCUCCUUCUUGACCACUUGGCUUGCCAUUAGCAACAGUUUCUGCAACUGUGUCAUUUACAGUCUCUCCAACAGUGUCUUUCAGAAGGGGCUGAAGCGUCUCUCGGGGGCCAUCUGUGCCUCCUGUGCUAGACAGAGGGUAGCUAAGGACUCCUCUACCUCUAGGAGCAAAAGAUCUUCCAAUGGAUGUCAUGUCUAGGACGCCCGUCAGCUGGACUGGGAAGUGCAGGGACAAUUGCGUAGAUUGCAAAAUAACUUAGAUAUGAUUUUAAGAUACCCAGAUUUGCAAAAAGGUUUCUGAGAAAUGCUGCUGACAUAGAAGGAUCAGGAGCACAUUUCGUUGUGGUUUCACUUUAAAAAAUGAUUGCUGUGGAGGAGGCUGUGGAGUUUCACCUCCACAUUCAUUUUAAAGAAUAAAGCUGUAUCUUGACACUUACCUCUCCAGCUGGUGUGACUGAAUGGAGUGGGUGUCUGAGAGCUUCAGCAAAAUGUAGUCUUUCUUACAGCUUUACUGGGUUCUUUGGAGAUUCGUGCUUCACAUGUAAAUGAUAGAUCUGAAGUGGAAAUGUCACAGUCUAUGGUAUAUUACAGGGAUUUUUUUAAUAUAUGCCAAAGUAUAUUGACACAAUGUUCCAGCGUCAGAACAGAAGGGGCCAAACAAUUUGUUUUUCAGUGCUACCUAGACAGGAGUUGCAGAACAGGAGUGAGCAAUGUGAACAUUUCAGUGUGAACUGUGGUAAUGAGCCGUGAGUGCAGCGAUGUUUCUGGGCAGUCAUACUCCUAGGGCUGAUCUGGCUUCCGUGCCCCGUUUCCCUGGUAGGAUGCAUGUUUGGAUCUGAGUGCGGCAUCUGCGUUUUCCUGUUUGUUGUGAAGUAAGAAGAAAAACUUGGAUCAGACCAAAUUUAGCGGUUAAAUAAAAUGUGUUUUGAUAAGCUAAGAGAAAAUACGUGUUGCUUUAUGAUACCAGAGUUGUGGCAGCCACUCAAGGAUGAUGCCAACAUGUGAAAAUUGUUCUCAAACCAGUGGAGAAAUGCCACGGGUUUGUAUGUGGAAAUUUUCUCAAGAACAACUUUAAAAAUAACAUGUCCCCUUUUUUUUUUUUUAAUCUAAAUUCUUCUGAUAUUUUACAUACUGGAACUUAAGGGGAAAGGAAAGAAAACAAUUGUCUUCUAAACAGCUAAGGGAACUAUGUUGUAAAUUUAACUGUAGUAUUUGAGUUAUUCAUAAGUGCACAGAGCUAAAUCAGAGACAUUUUUCUUUAGCCUUCAUGGGAUUAAAGAUGGUUCAAAUAUAGCAGGAGCUAAAUCCUGUUGGCAAAAGCAUAUCUAACUGGUCAGACAAAGGCAAUAUCUGAGGAACCAAAUCUCAUUGACCACAGCUUGUUCAAGCUAGCCUAGAUUAAAUGUUUUGAGUACUGUCGUGCUGUUAAGAAGGCAGAACUGCCCUCAUAUUGUUGAGUUUUUCCUGAAGAAUAUCCUUGUCUUUUUACUAUGCCGUUUUGGAAAUGAAAGUGAACCAAGUAUUCCUGUAGUGGUGGAUUGUAGUGUCACCCUGUCCCGGGUGCAGGGCUGUCCCUCUGUCCUGCUCUGAGAGGAGGUUGUGCCCCCGACCAUCUGCCCUCCGUGCCCCUCC